This is a messenger RNA of Dufourea novaeangliae, 1137 nucleotides long. Its product is annotated as segmentation protein even-skipped. The transcript is spliced from 3 exons. Gene Ontology annotation, cellular component: nucleus. Gene Ontology annotation, biological process: regulation of transcription by RNA polymerase II. Bases 1 to 1137 code for a protein of 378 amino acids. The record is from RefSeq and is a predicted model, not a curated record. Gene Ontology annotation, molecular function: DNA-binding transcription factor activity, RNA polymerase II-specific; RNA polymerase II cis-regulatory region sequence-specific DNA binding. NCBI's taxonomy places the organism in Eukaryota, Metazoa, Arthropoda, Insecta, Hymenoptera, Halictidae.
AUGCAAGGCUAUCAGAGGAACUUCGAGGAUCAGCAGAGGGAUCAGAGGGAUGAAGAGACGAUAGUGGUGGACCUGGUGCCACCUCAAUAUCAACUCAGCCCACCGCACAGCCCUCCGCCCGGGAAUAUGCCAAAAACCCCGGAAAAAGAAACUUCGCCGUCGCAUCAGCAGCAACAACAACCGUUGUCCUCGAUGGACCCGAACAUCAGACGUUACCGCACAGCUUUCACGCGGGAGCAAUUGUCCCGUUUGGAGAAGGAGUUUCACAGGGAGAAUUACGUGAGCAGGCCGAGGAGAUGCGAAUUGGCCGCCCAGCUACACCUGCCCGAAUCGACGAUCAAGGUCUGGUUCCAAAACCGUCGCAUGAAGGACAAGCGUCAACGUAUGGCGAUGGCGUGGCCGUACGCGAUGUACACGGACCCGACCCUAGCGGCUACUUUGUUGGCCGCGGCGACUGCCACGUUGCCGCCGCCGCCGUAUCAUGGUGCCCCUGGUCUGCCGCCGACCCAUUUGGGCCCUAGUUAUCCAGCUGCCGCCGCGGCGGCUUACUACGCGGCCAGAUACUCACCUUAUCCGGGAGCAGUGCCGACCAGCAGCGCGUCGUCCCUUCACCGACCACAUCCGCGCACCGCUGCCGCUUAUCCGGCUCAUCCGCAUCUACUGCAGCCUCACCCAUCGUUGCCGCCCCUGCACUUGACCGGUCUGGGCGUUCCUACGGUAGGCAACACCGCCUUCCAGGUGAACAACCCACCCACAACCGCGGCGACCACCACCUACAGGCCGACCAUGCUGCCCGAACUGAGUCCCGUGCACUCUGACGCGUCGAGCGACUGCGACUGCGUCGGCACUCAACCACCGCAUCACCCACACCACCAUCAUCACACGACCAACGGGCAACAGAUCCACGGGAAAAGCACACCAUCGCCGCCUGUCACACACUCGUCGCCCACGCAGAUCAAGCUACCGUCCGGUAUCAGUAUCGCCGGUCUACCGACCACCAUCUCGACGAUCGGGAUGUACGAGAGCAAGACCACCUACGCAGGGCUGGUAUCAACCCCCAGCGUGGUACAAUCGACGAAGAUGGACCCGCCGAAGCUGUUCCAACCGUACAAGAACGAUAUCAGCGAGAGGGCGUAA